Messenger RNA from Paramecium tetraurelia, 2076 nucleotides. RefSeq lists its product as uncharacterized. The record is from RefSeq and is a predicted model, not a curated record. Lineage: Eukaryota; Ciliophora; Oligohymenophorea; Peniculida; Parameciidae. The transcript has 2 exons.
AUGCCUAAGAGAGAAAAGAUUAAUAGACUAAAUGCAUUGGGAUUUUACAUUGAAUUAUUACCAUCCAUUGAACCACUGUUCUUUGUUGAGAAGUAAGGAUUUUCGAUCAAAGAAGCUUUGCUAUUGACAAGAGGAAGACAAUAAAGCCGGCCAAAUAAUGAAGAGAUUUAGAGUUUAUAAAUUGAUAAGGAGUCAAAUAUUCUAAAACUGGAAUAUGAAAAUGUAGCUUUUUAAGAAAAUUAAAGUUAUACUUAUAUAAUUAUUCUUGGUCCACCGAACAGAGGAAAAACCACCUUUAUCUUUAAUAUAAUAAAUAAAAUCUUCAAUGUUUAAUAUUACAGUCUUUAUAGAGUGAGAAAGAAGUAAGAUGAAACUAGAAGAUAUUAUGAUGAAUAUUUCAUUUAAAUAUAAAACAAGAACUAUGUGUUUGUGGAUUUUAGAGGAAUUGGCGAUUCAAAAUUGGAUUUUUUAGGUUUGGAUUAUAGUGGAAACUCAAAUAUCUAUAUCAAGAUUUUGGAAUAUAUUUAAAACAAGGCAUUGGCUGCAAUAUUUUAUGUGAAUUCUUCCUCCAUCAAUCGAUUGUCUGAAGAUGAAUCCUAUUGUUUAUAACGUUUCUUUGAAUUAAUUCCAAAAAGCAUCAUCAACCAAAAUAAAUUCUUUUUGGUGCUGACCUAUUGCACUGAUAAUUAACCUAAAAUGACUAUUUAUGAACAAUCUAAUUCUACUCCUGAAGACUUGAAAGACCUUCUAAGAGAUUCAAACUUGGCAGAUCAAAAAAAGUUUUGGUAUGGUAUUAAUAAUAAGCCUCUUUAUGAACCAGUAAUAUAUUUUAAUGGUUCAGUAGAAGUGUAAAACGAUAAGCUUGAUAUAUUAAUAAAAAACAUAGGAGAAGAUGCAUUUUUAACACCAGAACAGAAUUUGAAUGAUGGAAAUUAAUUGGGUUCGGAUGAAAGAAAUGAAGAUGAGGAAUAACGAGAGGAUCAGCCUGAAAUAUAAGAAGCAUAAUUAGGAAAAUUCUAGUUCAAUUAGAUGUCUAAAAUCAUAGAAGAAAUAAUUUAAAAGUUGUAACUAUUAAACAAUCGAUAAGAUAAUGAUGCCAUUGAUAGAAAGUAUUUUAAGAAUAAAUUAAAUUUUGAGAAAAAUAUAAUAGAAUUAUUAAUAAUUUACAGAUUAAGCACAGAAGGAUUAGAAUUAAAAGAUUUGGAAAAUGAACAAUUUCAAACUACAUUUUUAGUGUAUGAAUUAAGAGACUCAAAUGAAAGAGAAACAUUUAAAAUAAAGUAAGGAUCUCGACUACUUUUAUGCGAAACAUGUAAGAUUAAAUGUCAUGUUAAUUGCCGUUUUAACAAUACUGGUGAAAUGGUAGAUGAUAAUAAUAUGUGUAGAAUGUUUGUUAAAAGAAAUGGAAUUUUUGAGUGUAAAAAGUGUUUAAAGCAUGGGCACAAUAAAGGAUGUCAACCUAAAAAUCACAUAUUGGUUGAUAGAGCAGGAGAAAUUAAUAAAAAAAUAUAGGUUUCGAUGAUUAUUUCUAAUAAUUAUGAUCAAUUUAAGACUAAGAUGUCUUUGAAUAGAAAAUCAAAAGCAAUAUAUCGACUUUAAUAAACAGCAGCCAUGAAAGCAAAGCUUAAUUAUCAAACUAAAAUUGAUGAGAUUAGAGACUAUAUGGCAAACAAUACUAAAGAUAACGAUUGCAUAGCUGUUGAUUUACAUUAAAGAGCAAAGUAUUUGAAUGCUAUGAUGACUUAAUUAAAAGAGAACAAUUAAAAUGGUGAUGACUUUUAUAAAAAGUUAGAGGAAGUAAAUCAAAUUUAUUAAAAUUUUUUUUUAAUUGAUAAUACUGCAUAAGUGCCAUAAUAAGCGAAUAUUAUACCUGAGUUAGAUAUGGAUGACUAGAAUGUCCCCUAAAUGGAUAAUAAUAUUUCUUUUAGACAAUAAUUUCCUGAUUAAAACAUAAUUAAUCAUGAGAACUAAUUCUCACAGUAGAUGAUAAAUGGAUCUCCAUUGAAAAAUCCUCUAUUUAAUUCUGCAUACUUCAAUAAUGCAAAUGAAUAGUAGCCAUUAAUCUCUAAUUAAUGA